CCGGAUACAAAAGCAGACUAUAAAAGGAUUCGUAGCAGAAAGAAAUUGAGAAAUGCAGUUGUAGUUUAUUGGAAAGAAGAGGAGGAACAGUACCGGAUAUCGAACAAAGAUGGCCACUCUAGCUGUUACUCUAGCUGUCGCCGUAGUUGUGAUUUAUAUGUUUACUGCGGUACACCCAAGCCGGAAGUUGGGUUCGAGCGGACGGCGGCGGUGCAGGACUACUUCUGACUGCGCGUCGGACGAGUGUUGCGUAGCGUUCAGCAGACCCAAAGGCAGACGCCGCCGCGCGUCCGGUCUCUGGAACUCCGGCACGUGCACUAGGCGCGGCCGCCGCGGUGCAAAAUGUCUUGUCAACGAGUACGCUUCCCCGCCCAAUGGUCAAGAAUACGUCUGUCCGUGCGCUGACCACCUGACGUGUAAACCUGAUGGAGGCCGAGAUAUUCCCAUCGGCGAUACUGGGAUCUGCACGCGCAAGCAAACCGGAAAUAGCUGUGAGAGUGAUCUUGACUGCAGACCGCAGGAGUGCUGUCGUCCACGCGUCCGUCCGAUCGGCAGACGGCGACGAUCGAGUCAGUCAAGCGGAACGUGUCAACCGUUGGCAAACAUUGGCGGAACGUGCUAUGUAGAUCAUCCCAAAAUGUGUCCACGAUGUAGACAACAUCCGUUCAUACAGUGUGUGUCGACUGGUGUCAGGGACAUUCCACUGGGGCUAAUAGGAAAGUGUUUCUUCAACAUGCCCUGGCGGAACUGAACUAGCUGCACUAGCAAAUAUGUGUAGUCACGUGACGGCUUUGUGUAGCGGUCUUGUACAGAGAUUGAACUUUGUUGUUUGGAGUGUAAUGAAGAGUUUGUGUGUACUGUUUUCAUUGUUGUGUCGUUAUACUUUCACAGAUUGUGGGCGGGGUGGGAGGAAAUGUAGGUUAUACUUUCACAGAUUGUGGGCGGGGUGGGAGGAAAUGUAGGUUAUACUUUCACAGAUUGUCGGCGGGGGUGAGAGGGAAUGUAGGUUAUACUUUCACAGAUUGUGGGCGGGGGUUAGAGGGAAUGUAGGUUAUACUUUCACAGAUUGUGGGCGGGGGUUAGAGGGAAUGUAGGUUAUACUUUCACAGAUUGUGGGCGGGGUGGGAGGAAAUGUAGGUUAUACUUUCACAGACUGUGGGCGGGGGUUACAGGGAAUGUAGGUUAUACUUUCACAGAUUGUGGGCGGGGGUUACAGGGAAUGUAGGUUAUACUUUCACAGAUUGUGGGCGGGGGUUAGAGGGAAUGUAGGUUAUACUUUCACAGAUUGUGGGCGGGGUGGGAGGAAAUGUAGGUUAUACUUUCACAGACUGUGGGCGGGGGUUAGAGGGAAUGUAGGUUAUACUUUCACAGAUUGUGGGCGGGGGUUACAGGGAAUGUAGGUUAUACUUUCACAGAUUGUGGGCGGGGGUUAGAGGGAAUGUAGGUUAUACUUUCACAGAUUGUGGACGGGGUGGGAGGAAAUGUAGGUUAUACUUUCACAGAUUGUGGGCGGGAGUUAGAGGGAAUGUAGGUUAUACUUUCACAGAUUGUGGGCGGGGGUGGUAGGAAAUGUAGGUUAUACUUUCACAGAUUGUGGGCGGGGUGGGAGGAAAUGUAGGUUAUACUUUCACAGAUUGUCGGCGGGGGUGAGAGGGAAUGUAGGUUAUACUUUCACAGAUUGUGGGCGGGGGUGGGAGGAAAUGUAGGUAUAUCUUUCUAAAUAUUGUUUUGUUAUAUAUUUUAUUUAUAUUUUGUUUUGUUUCUUUUAUUGUUAUUUAUUAUUUAGGCGUGGGGAGUAUUUUAAUGUACUUCAUGUUUGAUGGUGGUGCAGUAUAUUUUAAAAUAUAUUUCAAAUGAAAAACUUUAUGUUGCAACAGAAAUAAUUUCCGUUGAAUGUGCCACAUAUUUUCUUGGUAGGCUACAGCGGAGACUAUCUAUUCUAUAUCUGUGUAGUUUUAAAGAAAAAUAACAAGUUACGAAUUCCAAUGAAUUUAUAAUAAAAACACAAAGUGUUC
This is a messenger RNA of Gigantopelta aegis, 2015 nucleotides long. RefSeq lists its product as uncharacterized. The record is from RefSeq and is a predicted model, not a curated record. The coding region runs from base 110 to 751 and encodes 213 amino acids. The transcript is spliced from 6 exons. NCBI's taxonomy places the organism in Eukaryota, Metazoa, Mollusca, Gastropoda, Neomphalida, Peltospiridae.